Molecule: messenger RNA, 501 nt
Organism: Haemonchus placei
Lineage: Eukaryota; Metazoa; Nematoda; Chromadorea; Rhabditida; Trichostrongylidae
Source: the annotation of a GenBank genome assembly
AUGAACGCCUUCCUUGUUGCUAGCAAGUUUCCGCAAUCUAUUUAUGCAGUAGAAAACAUGGACCUUGUCUUGCAAUACGAUUUGUACAACAUCGGUGAAAAAACUGCUCUGAAGGUGAAUCUUGAUGAUCGUCACUCCUUUCCCACGCAAUCAUUCGAGAUAGUCAGAGGUCUUUUCAACGUCCGAUUUGAACGAAUCAGCCCAGGAACAAACACUACACAUUUAGUAGUCGUUAGGCCCCGUCAAUUUGGGAUUUUUAAUUACACUUCAGCUCAAAUAUCAUACAUAUCGGAGGGGAGCAUGGAAAUACGUGUUGGAUAUACGAAUGCCCCAGGCGAAGGUUACAUUUACCGUUUGAAGGAAUACGAACGGAAGUUUGCUCCCAAAUAUAUCUACUGGAUAGUAUUCUUCAUUCUUAUAGCUCCUACAACUCUGGGAUCUCUGCUCGCUUAUUCUAAGAGUAAAACUAAGUACGAGGGACUCGCCAAGAAAAAGCCCUAA